UAUCUGAUUAAAUGAUACACUCUCCUGAUGAAAGGUCUAGCAAUGGAAACAUGUGUUUUGAUUCCGGCCGAGUUUAGUCUGGUUCUGAUCUCAUCCUUGGACAGAAAGGUCAGUCAUGCUUAUGAGCUUAGGGUUUGUGUGUGGAGUAACGAAAAAAUACCCCGAGGAAGGAGAUUCUUGCCGUUCCAAGGAACUCUUAGGCUGGACAAAUUAGACGUCUAUGGUUAUUUGGAAGAUAGCGAUGUACGACAUCAAUUUGGCUGCUAUGAUGAAGUUCAAGACACUGAUGACCGUCGUGUGCGUCAUUGUAACUGGGUGCGGUUCCUUCGAGUUUCUUCAACGUUUUGUCCGGAAGUCAACCUUAUCGGAUCAUUAGUCAAAGGUGAACCAAUAUAUGAGGUUAUACGAAACGUUGCACCAAACACGGAACUGGUAGUUUACUACGAAACAUUAGAAGAAGAUUGUGGAACUCCAUUUUCGUUUCUUGCUGCUCGACAUCUCACUGCAGCUCACUAUCGGCAUGCCAUCGGACUGGUCUUAGAAGAGUCUCCACUUGACCUAUCAAAAUCUUUAUUAUCUUCAAGAGUGCCAAUUAUAUCUCAAAGGAAUACCGAUCGCAGAAAUCUGGGCACAACCUUCCCAGAGACAGAGAAGCGACGCUCGGCAUCAAGUGACUGUCUUUCCAUGAGUGAUGAGUCUGCAGGGGUUGAGGCCCGUCAGUUGCCGGUAAAGAAAGCCCGGGAGCGAACACUACUGCCUUGUGAGGUGUGCGGCAAGGCUUUCGACCGUCCAUCCUUGCUCAGAAGACAUAUGCGAACCCACACAGGAGAGAAGCCUCAUGUUUGUGAAGUGUGUGGUAAGGGUUUCAGCACAUCAAGCUCUCUCAACACCCACCGCAGGAUCCAUUCCGGUGAGAAACCCCACCAGUGCCACAUCUGUGGCAAACGGUUUACAGCUAGUUCCAACCUAUAUUACCACAGAAUGACCCACAGCAAGGAGAAGCCACACAAAUGUACUUUAUGUGCCAAAUCUUUCCCCACACCCGGGGAUCUGAAGAGUCACAUGUAUGUCCACAAUGGUUCGUGGCCUUUCAAGUGUCACAUUUGUAACCGUGGGUUUAGCAAGCAAACGAACUUGAAGAAUCAUCUCUUCUUACACACGGGGGAUAAACCUCACGUUUGUGAAUACUGUCAAAAAAAAUUUGCUCUUGCCUGUAAUCUUCGAGCUCACCUUAAGACUCAUGAAGGUGAACUCCAAGAAAGUUGCUCCCAAUGUGCCAAACAUUUUCCUAUAUCUGCCAAUAUGCUCAAUCAUGGAUCCUGUCAGAAUUGCUAUCAAAAAAAUAAUGGGAUCGCCCUGAUGAAGAAGAAGGAGAAAGAAGAAAGCAGAGAAAUAGUCUCGCCUUCUGGUACAAAGACUUACAAUGCAGUUGUAGAGACUGGAAACUCUCGAUCUCCUCUUCUUUAUGGUAUUUUGGACCACGUGAUGGUGCAGUAUGGAACAGCGAAUGGUCAAAUUUUAGAAGGGAAACAAAUUUUCAAUGCUAGGUCUUGAUU
Messenger RNA from Limulus polyphemus (Atlantic horseshoe crab), 1556 nucleotides. RefSeq names its product zinc finger protein 287-like. The transcript is spliced from 8 exons. Bases 28 to 1554 code for a protein of 508 amino acids. The record is from RefSeq and is a predicted model, not a curated record. Lineage: Eukaryota; Metazoa; Arthropoda; Merostomata; Xiphosura; Limulidae. Gene Ontology annotation, cellular component: nucleus.